This is a messenger RNA of Hypanus sabinus (Atlantic stingray), 11042 nucleotides long. RefSeq names its product NK1 transcription factor related 2-like,a (gene nkx1-2a). The transcript has 2 exons. The coding region runs from base 1 to 846 and encodes 281 amino acids. Gene Ontology annotation, cellular component: nucleus. Gene Ontology annotation, biological process: regulation of transcription by RNA polymerase II; cell differentiation. The record is from RefSeq and is a predicted model, not a curated record. Gene Ontology annotation, molecular function: RNA polymerase II cis-regulatory region sequence-specific DNA binding; DNA-binding transcription factor activity, RNA polymerase II-specific. NCBI's taxonomy places the organism in Eukaryota, Metazoa, Chordata, Chondrichthyes, Myliobatiformes, Dasyatidae.
AUGUUCGAGUGUCCGGAGAGUGGGGAAGAGAUGAGCCCCACUCACAAGAUAUCCUUCUCCAUCAUAGAUAUUCUCGACCCCCAAAAAUUUACAGGUAAAUCUCAGGCGCUCGAGCUGCAAGACAAAGAGCCAAAUGAAAACAGUGUACUUACUAGUACAGUACAGACCUUAAAGGAGACGGUAAAGCUAAGUGCUGAAAAGAACAGCAACCAAGUCGGCACCGAAUCUGAUGGAAGGGAACAACACAGACAUUCCAAUACUAAUACUUCAAAAGAAUUUCCAGAAUCCCAUGGAAACCUUCAGCUAUUUCAAGGGGAUAAUAAUUCAACACAACCUGAAUUCCACAAAGACCAGAAUGCCUCCACUGAGUUGGAAUCCAGGUCUGAUCACAUUGCACCCAGGCAAAAACGUCGUCGAGCUGAACCAGGCUGUGCUAAACCAAGACGAGCUAGAACUGCAUUCACGUAUGAGCAACUAGUGGCUUUGGAGAAUAAAUUUCGCUCAACCCGCUAUCUAUCAGUAUGUGAACGCCUUAACCUUGCUUUGUCCCUCAGCCUUACAGAAACUCAAGUUAAAAUCUGGUUUCAGAACAGACGCACAAAGUGGAAAAAACAAAACCCUGGAGCAGAUAGCACAAUUCAGUCUGGACCAACUAGCCUGUCUCGAGUCAGCCCGAGUCCUCCUGGACCAAGUGUACUCAGCUUUCCAACUUUUCAGACUUAUGCUGCAGGGAAUGUCAUUUGCCAGACGGCAACACCAGUCCCUUUAGUAUCAUGCUCUACAGGAUUAAUGUCUCCCUUCCUGAGUUCUACUUACUUGACACCAUUUUAUGCACCACAUUUGUGAAAAUGUAUACCUUAAGUAAUGAUUUACACAGAACAGAUUUACAACAUUUUUCAACUGUCUUCUAAUAAUGUAAGCAUCCCUCUUAAAAGAGCUGAGCGGCUCUACAGAGGUCAUUCAUUUAGAGGAAGUGUUUAAAAGCAUUAAACUGACGUUUGAGUUUCAACAACAUUAGAAAUACGCCGAUUCUUCAUCUGAAACUAAUAACAAACAAAUAACAAUCCUGAUAGGGUCAGAAGAAAUAUACCUGCUUUUGGAUUCUUAUUGAGCGUUAAAUCUAGGAUUAUAAUUCUUAGAUUAUGAACCUAGAGACUAGCUGCACCUGUAUGUUCAGUCUAUUGGUGCUAAAAAUACAGUGGAUUCCAGUUAAUUGGGCCAUUAGCUAAUUGGGACAGCAAUUUAUUUUGGACACCAUGCCAUUUAAUUGGGGCAGGGGCACGGUGCUGAACAGUUUCUAGCUCCCAUCAGCCAUGUGUAUUUGCGUGGCUGUUAGACACUACACCGUGUAUAGAGCGAUCAGUUUUUAAAUAGUAGCAGUAUUUGUGUUCAAAAUGCAGUGAAUGUUGUCAUUGAUUGUUGACAAGAAACAGGCAGUAAGGCAGUUUGGAACUACUUUGUUCACCACAGUUUCAAGUGUUCAGGUUUGGAGAUGCCAGAACAGCUGGGAGUGAAAAUGAACCGAUUUUGUUACUUUAACAAGUUAAGAAUUACAAAGGUAUUGACAACAAUCAUCUUGAACGUUACAAUGAAAAAAAAAUUGGAGAGAGGAUGCAAUCAUUGAAGGCAUUGUAUGAAGGCAGUCCAUUAUCUGCACUAGGUGUUUGCACUGAUUUUGUUCAUUUACAAUCAAUCAGAAGAACACAGCAGAUGAAUUCCUCCAUCGAUAAUUAUUAAGAAUACACAGCUUUAUAGUACUGUAGAGUUAUUGGUAAUGUUCUUAUUUGUUCUGUAUUUCAUUUAAAUAUAUAAAUUGUUACUUUGUUAAACAGUGGUUUAACUAUUUACAUGAAACUUCUGCUAACUGGGGCAGCUGCUUAAUUGGGCCAAAAUGUACUGGUCCCAAUAUGACCCAAAUAACCGGAAUCCACUGUAUAUUCUUCAAAAUCUUUUAACUCUACCUUUGUAGAUCCUUAAAUGUUAUUCCAUAUUAAGUGUUAUCAAUCCCUUGUGGCCAGAAUUAUCAGAAAAAAUGAAAAUUCUUUAUCAAAUAUAACAAAUGACAGCAAUUAAAUAAUAGGAUGCAUGAGAUGGAUAAGCACUGAGACACAAUUGUUAACAGAAAAUGAGGCAAGAGAGGAAGUUGUCAUCCAAAAGUAGUUAUUUUGUUAUUCCAGAUAAGGGUUUAUGAUAUCAGGUACAGUAUUUUACAGUUUUAUGUCGCCUUCACUACCACAAGAGAAUACAGCUUAAUUAGAAUGAGUCUAUAUCCUUUUAUAACAACUUAAAUUCGGAGAAGCAUCAUUACUUAUUCUUGGAUUCUUAAGGGAAUUUGGCUUUGACAAUCAAUACAUUUCUUUACAAAAGAAAAAUAAGUUUUUGACCUAACAGAAAUGCAAUAAUUUUCAUGAGCUGGUGUUGAACUUUGUGACUCCCAAAGUUUGGAUUUUGAACUGCCAGGUUCACCAUAAAAGAUUAAUAAAGAAGGUUACUGCAGUUUUUAAUGUUCAUCAUUUAUAGCUCCAUAGACAGAGCAACUUACUUUCAUAUUUGUUUAAUUCCUAUUAGUUAUUGCAAUGCAAUUAUAUUACAUGUCCUGAAUAUUUGUUAAAGAUAUUUUUUGAUUAACUUUGAUUAACUUGAUAUCUGUCAAUGUUUCUAGAUGUUUGACACAGCCUUAGCUUCAAAAGAAAUAUGAACUGAUAAAUGUAGGAUUAUGGACAUUCUAAAAGCUGGUUUUGAGGUUGUUUGAACCCACUGACACACUUUAGCUGUCAAAAAAUAAAAUCAGAAUAUUUGUGUAUUAAAGAGAUUUAGAUAAAGCAACACCUUUAAUCCUCACCCAAUGCUAACCAUGAUUAUAAAUAAUACAUACCCACCUCAAUUAAAUAUAAUGCUGAUAAUAUCUGUGAUAAUCCAUGAGAGAUAAUUAUAAAAAUAGCAAGUUAUGGGUAUAACUUUAAUAUUAGGGUAAAUAUUUUUUCUAUAAGUUUGCUAAUUAAUUUCAAAUACAAUGUGCCCCAUGUUUGCAUAUGUAUUAUUCAGAUAAGUGAAUAACACAGAAUAUGAAGCUCAAGGAAAUAGCAAGGUGAUUGUUCAUGCUUCAUCUAAUGCUUUAUGCUAUUUAUACCACAAAUUUUGUAUCUGUACAUUGCAGAACAUAAUUUUCACUGCUCAAACAUCGAGCAUUGAAUCUAAUUUUGAUGGUUUGAAUUGAGGGCUAAAUUGUGUCUAGGAGAAUUGAAAAACUUUUAUCUUCUCAGAUAGUGGCUUAGUAUCUUUUACAGCCACUAAGCUUCCAAUAAAUAAUAAAAAUAAUUGAAAAUAAACUAUCGAAGAAGUUGGGUCAGAAGAACAUGUUUAAACUAUAUACAACAUAUUUUUGAAGAUAUUGUUACCUUCCUCCGUGGUUUUUCUGUAUUGUGAAGAAAUAUUAAAGCACAAUUUGUAAAUAAAUGAAGUAUUAAAUGAUAAUAAAAUGUUACUAAUAUAGUUAUUUUCUUUUGUUUUUGAAGUAUAUUUAGUGGUAUUUCCUUCCACAGAACAAGCAUUCUCAAUGCUUGACUUAUGGUAUGUUACAUAUAUUUUUUGUUGUGAUACGCACCUGACUGCCCCAGCUUCUGAGGUUGAGACACUCCAACUCUCUGAAAUAUAUGGAUAGCUGGCAAGGUCCCUUUAAAGACUCAGGCAACCCCACUAAUUGGUGGCCAUGUUUUGCUGCCAAGAUUUCAAUAUUUAAAGAACAUCUGAACUGUGGUUCAGUGCUCAAUUGUUAACUCAACUUCAGAUUCUCAUUUAGUUUCUAGUUUAGAUCCCUGUUCUCACCUCUGUUUUGUAUCGUGACUCAGUUCUAAUCUUGGAUACACCAGCACUUGGGUCCUCGGUCUCUCAUUAAUUUUCCUCAUUGGUUUGGAGAUUUCUGUGAACUGAUCUAAUUUUGGGCAUAGUACUGUCUUAUAGGUUCCUGAACUGACUUCACCAGUUUGUGCAAAUUACUGUGGUGGGUUAGAAUAUCAAGGUGGAGAUACAGGAGACCACAGAUGCUGGAAUUGCAGACGGAACUCAGCUGAUCAAGUAGCAUCUGAGGAGGGAAGUGGAUGGACUAAUGAAGAACCUUGACCUGAAAUGUCAACUCUCCGCUGUCUGACCAGUUGAGUUUCUCUAGCAUUUUGCUUUUUGCUCUCCAAUUCUAAGUAUUUUGACGAUCUCUUUUAAUUUGUAGUGGGAAGGUAUGGUUGGCAAAAAACUAGUCACACCACACUAUUUUCGCAAGAUCAGUUUUGUUAUCAUAAAUAAAAUCCAGUGUUUAAAAGUGCAUUUAACUUGCAAAUCACAUAGGUUGUACCUUAUGCAGUUAUGCAAAUAGAAAUUAGGAAUAGGAAAAUAAUUUCUGUUUUUGCAGUGUUAUCAAAUGGUAGUAAAAUGAAACAUCAUGUAAUAUAUAACAUCACUACAUGCAUUAGCUAACCUAUAGAGACAGCAUCUUCUUGGGAAGGCAUGAGUUGAUUGUUUAUACUUGUACUGAAUCUUAAAGGCACUGUGCAAAAGUCUUAAGACACAUAUAUAUACCUAGGAUGCCUGAGACUUUUCUACAGUACCGUGGUAAUUUUAUGAAUUGCACAGUACCACUGCCACACCAAAAAAAACAAAUUUCAUGACAUAUGUGAGUCAUGAUAAACCUAAUUCCAAUGUGGGUCUCUGUUGUGGACUGACGGUGGGAAAGGGACAGGGAGAGGGGAAUCAUGGUUAAGAAAAGAGGAAAAGAGAAGGGAGGCAGUGGGAAGCAGAAAGACAUUCUGUUAUGAUCAAUAAACCAUUUGCUUGGAAUCAAAUGACCUUGCCUGGUGCCUCAGGGCUGGAUGUGUCUGCACCUAUGUCACCACCCUCCCUGCCCGACAGUUCUUUCCUGCUACCUGUUUCACACACUUCCUGCAGCCCUCUGCCCUCAUUACUCUAAGCAUUCUUUGCUUCUGCCAGAUUCACAAACUUACUCUGUGCUCCACAUCAACAAUUAUAGUAUGUAGUGUGCAAAUGCCUUAGGCGCUCAACUAUAUAUAUGUGCCUUAGACUUCUGCAAAGGGCAUGCCCUUUUCUCACUGUUGCCAUUGGGUAGGAGGUACAGAAGCCUAAAGGCACACACUCAGCGAUUCAGGAACAGCUUCUUCCCCUCUGCCAUCCGAUUCCUAAAUGUACAUUGAACCUUGGACGCUACCUCACCUUUCUUUCUUUAUCAAUCUUCUUUAUUAAGUUUCAAAUAGAUAAACAUAACAAUGAUAGUGAUACAAAGAGAUCAGGAUUACAUUAAUAAUGGUUAAUAUAUACAUAAACAUACUCCGAGUAAAAUGUGUAAUCUAAGCCUCCCAAUCUCUUAGUAACAUGAAAAAGGUUCAAAGAAAAAAAAUCCCCCUAAACUAACAAAAAAAAACCAAUAAAAACAAAACAAAAGCUGGGCUGCCUUGGUUCAUUGGUUAAAAUCAUUAUUUGAUUUUAUAUUUUAUAUAAAAUCUAUUUUAUAGAGGACUCCGCUCCUCUAUACACAAACAAAAAGUUAUUAAGAAGGAUUCAGAAAAGGUCAGUUUACAUCAUAUGAAAAUGUUGAAUAAAUGGUCUCCAGGUUUCUUCAAAUUUAACCAAAGGAUCAAUAGUGCCAUUCCUAAUUUUUUCCAAGUUUAAACAUGUUAUAGUUUGGGAAAACCAUUGAAAUAUAGUAGGGGGAUUAGAAUCUUUCCAUUUAAAUACAAUGGAUCUUCUGGCUAUUAAUGUAACAAAUGCAAUCAAACGGCAAGCUGUAGUGGAUAAUUGACUGGUGUCUAUCACUGGUAAUCCAAAAAUUGGAGUAAUAGGAUGAGGUUGUAAAUCAAUAUGCAAAACUGCUGAAAUAAUAUCAAAAAUAUUUUUCCAAUAUUUUUCUAAAAGAGGCCAAGACCAGAACUUAUGUGUCAAGGAAGCUACCUCAGAAUUACAUCUGUCACAGACAGGAUUUAUAUGGCAAUAAAAAUGAGCUAAUAUAUAUUAUAUAUUUUCUAAUAUAUAAUAUUUCUAUUUUUUGCACAAUUUUAAUCUAUUCAUUAUAUGUAUACGGUAAUUUAUUUAUUAUUAUUUUAUUUUGUUGUUCUUCUGUGUUAUGUAUUGCAUUGAACUGCUGCUGCUAAGUUAACAAAUUUCACGUAACAGGCUGGUAAUAAACCUGAUUCUGAUUCAGAUUCAGUACUAUAUAAAGGUGAAUUUCAUACUGUUUAGUAUGAGUGACUUGUCUAUUUUUCUUUCAAAUGUUUUUUUGGCUUGUAUGAACAUUUAUUUUGAUUUUGCUCAAUUGAGCAUUUUGUUUCAAAACACCGUGUCAAGCGGCCUUUCUUCAGUCAAUCUUCCUGUUCUCUACAUCUCUGUUAACGGUCAGAAACCUUUUAGAUUUUUUUUAUCUGAUUCAACAUCUCAGUUCCCCUCCCUUUCUCUAGCUGCUUAGAAUAAAUCGCCCUGUUGCAUCUUGGGACACCUUGUACAUUAAGUAGAUUCUGAAAUUGAAAACAAAAUAUUAAUAUUGUUUAUUCUACAUCUGUUUAUACUUUUGUUAUGGUUAGCAAAAUGCAGAAUUUUUUCCCUAGCUAUUGGAAGCAAAUUAUAGUAAGACCUUCUUUGAAAAUAAAAACAUUCAAGGUAACAUACAGGUUAGACAAAGGAGAGCCAGUAAAUGUUAUUAACUUGGAUUGUCAGAAGGCCUUUACAAGAUGUUGCACAUGAGGUUACUAAAGAAGACAAGAUCUAGCAUGGAUAGAAGAUUGGCUGACUGGCAGAAGGUAGAGAGUGGGGCUAAAGGGCUCUUUUCAGAAUGGCUCCAAUGACCAGUGGAGUUCUGCAGGGUAAUCUGCAGGACUACAGCAUUUCAAUGGAUGAUCUGGAUGAAAGAACUGAUAGCGUUAUGGCCAAGUUUGCAGACAAUACAAAGAUAGGUGAAAGGACAGAUAGUGGAGUCUGCAGAAGGACAUGGGUUGGGAGAGUGGACAAAAAAGAUGGAAUACAAUGAAGGGUUAUGUAGUUUGGCAGAAAGAAUAACAUGCAGAAUAUUUUCUAUAUUUUUAGUUUUUCUUUAGAGACAGCACGGUAACAGACACUUGAGGCUGAAAAAGACUGCACUACCCAAUUACACCUAUGUGACCAAUUAGCAUACAAACCAGUAUAUCUUAAGAAUGUGGAGAAAGCUGGAAGACCUGGAGGAAACCCAUGCAUACAUGGGGAGGACGUAUGAAUUCCUUACAAGCUAGCUGUGGAAUUGAAUCUGAGUCGCUGGUGCUAUAAUAAUGUUAAGCUACGUAAAUGCUGUGCUACCUUGCCAUCCAAUGCAGAGAGAAUUCAGAAAUUGGAGGGGCAAAGAUACUUGAGUCCGAGUUCAGCAUUGCCUUAAGAUUAAUUUGCAAGUUAAAUCAGUAAUAAAGAAGGCAAAUGCAAUGUUGGCAUUCAUUUUGAGAUGACUAAAAUAUAAAAACAAGGAUGUGCUACUGAUGCUUUUUAAGUUUUGGAAUUUGUAAUCAAUUUUGGGCCCUUUCUCGAAGGAAAGAUGUAUUGACUCAAGAAAUUCCAGAGGUUUACAAGAAUGAUCCCAGAAAUGAAAUGCUUAACAUAUGAGAAGUGUUUAAUGGCUUUAAGUCUGUACUUGAUGGAGCUCAGAAAGAUGAGGUGGGGGAUCCCACUGAAUAAUGAAAGGCCUGGAUAGACUGGAUGUGAAGAGGACAUUUUCUUUAGUAGGAAAGUCUAGGGUCCAAGAGCACAGGCUCAGAAUAAAUGGAUAUCUCCGUAAUUCUUCAGAAAUCCAAUUUCUUCAGCUAUGAAGGUCAGUUCAUUGAGAAUAUUUAAGAGUUUGAUCUUGAUUGUUAAAGUGGUUAAAGUUUACGGGGAGAAUGCAGGAGAUAUGGUUAAAAAACAGCCAUAAUUGAAUGGCAAAGCAAACUCGAAUGGUCAAUUGAAAGACUAAGAGACUGCUACAAGAAACUAAAUGGUUGAACUUUAAGAACAAUUUCAAUUCGUGAGAAAAUAUACAAGAGACUGCUAAUCUCCAACAAAUAUAUUGACAACUGCUAGUUAUUUAUUAAGAGCAUUUGUGCAGAUGUGUAACAUAAUAGAGAUAACAGUUAAUUAUAACAAAUGAAUUUUGGUUUAAUUAGAUCUCCUGAUUGACAAUUUAAAAAAUGCUGUUUAGUGUUACAAUUAUUCAAAGUUGUUAUAUUCAACUAAGUUAAAUCAAAUUAUAGGCUUAAAUGAAAAGAAUUUUAAUCUCCAAUUUGAUUACAGAACACAUUCUGCACUAUUUUGUUCUUUAUGAACAAGUGAUAUUCAUAGCUCUUCUUGUAAAGCUGAGAAUGAACACACCUUCAAAUGAUUCUGAAGUCAACUGAAAGUAACUAUAGCACUAAUGAUCAGAAAUCAAUUUUUCUGCAGUUGCAAAUCUUCAGUGUGUUUACUUUUAAAAACUGCUAUUCCAGAUUUGCAUGAUCCAAAAUGUGGCAAAGUAUAUUGUGGACUCAAUUCCAUUUGAGAGACACGACCAUGAAAAUCAGGUUGACGUUCCUGUUAAUUUUACUGGUGCCAACUUUUGGAUGAGUAAUGUGUGGGUGAUCUGUAAGUUUUUGUGUGUGAGAGAAGGUGUUGGUGGUUAAAUGGUAUUGUUGCUGUUCUUUUCUGCAAGGGUGGGGUGUUGGGGGUUUGAUGUUAUUGUUUAUGGUCUUUUUGCAGGGAGGGGGUUAGGGGUUUGGGGGUUUUGAUGUUCUAGCUGCCAUUUUUCAAUUGGGAAAUCUGUUAGUUUUUAUGCGAGGGAGGGGUUGGAGUUUGACGUUCUCACCACCAUUUUCCUUGUGGAUGAUCUGUUAGUUUUUAUACGAGGGAGGGGGUUGGGGUUUGGACUUUGAAGAUCUCGACACCAUUUUCUGUAUAGAUGAUCUGUUAGUUUUUAUGCAAGGGAGGGGUUGAGGUUUGGAGUUUGAUGUUUCAGCUGCCAUAUUCUGUGUGGGUGAUCAGUUAGUUUUUGUGUUUGUAAGUGGGUAGGGAGGUUCGAGAUUUGCGAGUUUUGCUUCUUUUUCUUUAUCCUGUGUGUGUGUGGGGGGGGGGGGGGAGUGGUCAUUGAUGCAUUGAUGUCUUUUUUUUCAACAUCUCCCAUUUUUUGUAUUUCACGGCUAUUUGGAGAAGAUGAAUAUCAGAAAUAGCAAAUGAACUGAAUAAAUACUUUGCACCAGUCUUUAUUGUGGAAAACACCAGCAGCAUGCCAGAAAUUCGAGAGUAUCGGGGGCCGAAGUGAAUAUAGUUACUUUUACUAAGGAGAGGGUGCUUGGGGUGCUGAAAGGUCUGAAGGUAGAUAAAUCACCUGGACCAAAUGGAUUACAGCACAGGAUUCUGAAAGAAGUAGCUGAAAAGACUGUGGAGGCAGUGGUAGUGAUCUUCCAAGAAUCAAAAGAUUCUGGAAAUGUUCUAGAGGAUUGGAACAUCGCAAAUGUCACCCACUAUUUGGAUUUUCAGAAGGCCUUUGACAAGGUGCCAAACAUGAGACUGUUAAAAGCUCAUGGUAUUACAGGAAAGAUACUAGCAGACAGAAGAUUGGCUGACUGAUGGAAGGCAAAGAAUGGAAAUAAAGGGUGCCUUUUCUGGUUGGCUGCCAUUGACUAGUGGUAUUCUGAAGGGGUCAGAGUUGGGUCUGGUAAUUUUUACAUUAUAUAUCAAAGAUCUGGAUUACAAAAUUGAUAGCUUUGUGGCCAAGUUUGCAGACAAUACAAAGGUGGAGAGCAAGUAGAGUUGAGGGACCAGGGAUUUUGUAGAAGGACUUGGACAGAUUAGGAGAAUGGGCAAAGAAAUGAUAGAUAGAAUACAAUGUAGGGAAGUGUAGGAUCAUGUACUUUGGUAGAAGGAAGAAAGGUGUAGACGAUUUUCUAAAUGGGGAGUGAACUCAGCAGUUGGAAGUGCCAUGGUAGCAUAGUGGUUAGUGCAAUGCUAUUACAGCUGAGGCAUUCCAGAGUUUCGAGUUGAAUCCCGUCACCAUUCCGUACAGAGUUUCCGUACAUCCUCCAUAUGGAAUACGUGGGUUUCCUCCAGGUCCUCCAGUUUCCUCCUAAAGGUCGGGCAGGUUGAUUGGUCAUUGUACACUGUCCAAUGAUUAGGAUUAGGUUAGGGUUAACCGGGUUUGUCAGGGGUUGCUGGGGCAGCAUGACUCGAAGGGUUGGAAGGGUCUACUCCGUGCUGUAUCACUAAAUAAAUAAAUAAGCACAAUGACACUUGGGAGACUUAGUGCAGGAUUUCCUAAAGGUUAACUUGCAGGUUGAGGUGGUAGCAAGGAAAAUAUAUGGAAUCCUAGUAUUCAUUUCUAGAGGACUAGAAUAUAAAAAAAAAUCAAGGAUGUAAUAUUGAGGCUUUAUAAGGAAUUGGACAGACCAUGUUUGGAGUAUUAUGAGCAGUUUUAUGCCUCAUAUCUAAGAAAGGAUGUGCUGGUAUUGCAGAGGGUCCAGAGUUUUACAAGAAUAAUCCCAGGAAUAAAAGGGUUAAUGUGUGAGGAGCUUCUGAUGCCUCUGCCCCUGUACUUGCUGUAAUUUAGCAGAAUGAGGGGUUGUCAUCGAACCCUAUCAAAUAUUGAAAGUCCUAGACAGAAUGAAUGUGUCGAGGAUGUUCCAGUUGUGGGUCUAGGACCAGAGGACACAACCAUAGAAGGACAUCCCUUUAGAACAGAGAUGAGAAGGAACUUCGUUACCCACAGUGUAGUGUAUCUGUGGAAUUCAUUGUCACAGAUGGCUGUGGAGGCCAACUCAUUGGGUAUAUUUAAAAUGGAGGUUGAUAGAUACUUAAUUAUUAAGGGUGUCAAAGGUUAUGGGGAGAAGACUGGAGAAUGCGAUUGAGAGGGAAAAUAAAUCAGCCAUGAUGGAAUGGCUGGGCCAACUCAAUACACUAAAUAGCUUAAUUCUGCUCCUAUGUCAUAUGGCCUUAACGUAACAAACAAAACAUUUUCAGUGAGAAAGAGGUAAACACGUUAGUAACAAUUUUCUGACUGUAUUAACUGUAUAAAAUCAUUACUG